Messenger RNA from Brassicogethes aeneus, 1131 nucleotides. The record is from the annotation of a GenBank genome assembly. NCBI's taxonomy places the organism in Eukaryota, Metazoa, Arthropoda, Insecta, Coleoptera, Nitidulidae.
AACGAUACCUUUGACGUUUAUAGGUUAUAAUAUUGUAAACACGGCUAAAAUUAAAGAUAAAAAUGGAUUUAAUUGAUAUAGAUGGGUCAAUUUUAGAGGGUGGCGGCCAAAUACUCAGAAUAGCGCUUAGUUUAAGCGCUAUAAAAUGUAUCCCUAUAAGAAUAAGAAAUAUAAGAGCUAAUAGGAGUAAACCUGGGUUGAUGGAGCAACAUUUAAAAGGUGUGGAACUAGUCCGAGAUAUAUGUAACGCUAAAGUGAUAGGAGCAAGUUUAAACUCUACAGAAAUCGAAUUUAGACCCGGAGAAGUUAAAGGCGGUAAUUUUAAGGCAUACAUUAAAACAGCCGGUAGCAUAAGUUUACUAUUACAAACAUCAUUACCAUGUACGAUCUUUGCCAAAUCUUGCACAACAUUGAACCUACAUGGGGGUACAAAUGCUGAAAUGGCCCCACAAAUAGACUACACGACAGAAAUUUUCCGACGGGUUUUGGAAAAAUUUGGCCCCACAUUCGAUUUUGACUUAAUUAGACGAGGGUAUUUUCCUAGAGGUGGAGGGGAAGUUAUGGUUAACGUAAAGCCUGUCGAUAAACUUAAAAGUGUUGAUUUGACGAAUUUCGGUGAGGUUUGUGCGAUAUACGGUUGGAGUUUUGUGGCUGGUAGUUUGCCAAUCAAGUUGGCUCACCUUAUGGCCGAUUCUGCAAGCGAUGUGUUGAAAAAUGUUUGUAGGGUUAACAUUGAGAGGUAUAAGGAAGAUAGGAAUAUGGCUCCGGAUAAUGCAUCAGGAAUUAUUUUGGUUGCAGAAACCACCACAGGUUGCAUCCUUGGCUCGUCAGCCCUCGGCAAAAGAAACGAAACUGCAGAAGAUGCCGGUAAAAGGGCGGCAAACGAACUUCUGGAGAGCAUCGAAAUUGGCGCAUGCCUUGAUAAGUACAGUCAAGACCAAGUCAUACUAUUCAUGGCUUUGGGUGGGGGUAUUUCGAAGGUUAGGGUUGGAGAAAUAACGAUGCAUACGAAAACUGCCAUGUAUGUUGUGGAAAAGUUAAUAAAUGUUGUAUUUGAAGUUAUUCCAGAUGGAAAUACAAAUAUUAUUAAGUGCAGUGGACAGAACAGUUAGUUAAUGUAUAUUUUGUUAU